CAGAGGAUUUCACAUACGCGGAGGAGUACCUGAUGAAGUUCUACCGUCUGGAGGGAGAUGGUGCUCUUCGCAGCAAGAGGGACACCACAGCCAUGGAGAGGAAUAUCCAGAAGAUGCAGGAUUUCUUUGGACUGGAGGUGAGCGGGCGGCUCGACCCCAAAACCCUGGAGGUGAUGAAGAGGCCGAGGUGCGGUGUGCCCGAUGUGGACAACUACAGCUUUUAUCCUGAUAAACCCAGGUGGACGAAUCGCACCAUCACCUACAGGAUUAUGAAGUAUACUCCAGACCUCUCGAGGGAAGAGGUGGAAAGUUCACUGCGCAGGGCACUGAAGCUGUGGAGUGACGCCGCACCGCUGAGGUUCCUCCGAGUCGACAGCGGCAAGGCGGACAUCAUGAUUACCUUCGGAUCUAAGGCGCACGGAGAUUUCUUCCCCUUUGACGGCCCCAGAGGAGUACUGGCUCACGCCUUCGAACCAGGGGAGGACAUAGGUGGAGAUGUGCACUUUGACGAGGAUGAGGUGUGGACAACAGGGAACCGCAGGCUUGGAUAUGACCUGUUUACUGUGGCAGCCCAUGAGCUGGGCCACUCUCUCGGACUGUCCCACUCCAAAGACCCCUUCGCAUUAAUGUACCCCAACUACAAACAGCUUGACGCCACUCGGUACAGCCUGCCUAAAGAUGACAGACUCGGGAUUCAGGCACUCUACGGUAAGAAGAGAAAGAAAAAAGAGGAAACAUCAAUUCCAAACAAAUGCAGUCCCAGCUUGUCUUUUGACGCUGUGGCAGUGGUUGGCCAAGACAUCGUUUUCUUCAAAAACAGAUACAUGUGGCUGAGAAGAACCAGGAUGGGCUACUGGGAUAGUCCAAGAGGGGGUUAUGUAAACACCUACCUGCCCAGCAUCAACUCACCUGUGGACGCAGCCUAUGACAUUGCUGCCAAAGGUGUGGCUUACAUCUUUACUGGUCCUAAAUACUGGGUGGUGCAACAGUUAAACACGAGGAGUUACUACGGCUCUAUCUAUGACUUCGGAUUCCCCCUGAGUGUGAAGCAAGUGAACGCAGCUGUUCACAUAAGCGAAUUUGGGAAAACCUACUUCUUCGUAGAGGAUGUGUACUACAGGUAUGAUGAGGGACAUUAUGCCAUGGAUCCUGGGUAUCCAAGGAAAACUACAACAGACUGGCCAGGGAUUGAGAGGAAAAUUGAUGCAGCUUUUAAACUAGGAGGGUACAUCCACUUUUUCUCCAGAUCAACAGCAUACAUCUUCGAUUACACCAAGAGACGGGUGCAGCAUGUCACACGAGCAAAUGCGUGGCUGGACUGCUGGCAGACAGUCCAACAGCACAGAGCUACAUAG
Molecule: messenger RNA, 1355 nt
Organism: Scleropages formosus (Asian bonytongue)
Lineage: Eukaryota; Metazoa; Chordata; Actinopteri; Osteoglossiformes; Osteoglossidae
Gene: mmp20a
Product: matrix metallopeptidase 20a (enamelysin)
Exons: 10
Coding region: 33-1355 (440 amino acids)
Biological process (GO): collagen catabolic process; extracellular matrix organization; proteolysis
Cellular component (GO): extracellular matrix
Molecular function (GO): metalloendopeptidase activity; zinc ion binding
Source: RefSeq, a predicted model, not a curated record